Molecule: messenger RNA, 1108 nt
Organism: Elephantulus edwardii (Cape elephant shrew)
Lineage: Eukaryota; Metazoa; Chordata; Mammalia; Macroscelidea; Macroscelididae
Gene: CNMD
Product: leukocyte cell derived chemotaxin 1
Exons: 7
Coding region: 23-1108 (361 amino acids)
Biological process (GO): negative regulation of endothelial cell proliferation; negative regulation of angiogenesis
Source: RefSeq, a predicted model, not a curated record
CGGGCGUGCGCGCGGCAUUGAAAUGCCCUGCACGUCGGGGUGGCGGGACAGAGCCCAGGGCUCGCGCACAGGCUCCCGGCCUCCCGCUCAGCCCCCCGCAGCCAUGGCUGAGAACUCUGACAAAGUUCCCAUCGCCCUGGCGGGACCCGAGGACGUCGAGUUUUGCAGCCCUCCGGUGUACGCCACGGUGACCGUGAAGCCCUCCAGCCCUGCGCGCCUGCUCAAGGUUGGAGCCGUGGUCCUCAUUUCCGGCGCUGUGCUGCUCCUCUUUGGGGCCAUCGGAGCCUUCUACUUUUGGAAGGGGAGCGACAAUCACAUUUACAAUGUCCAUUAUAGCAUGAGUAUCAAUGGGAAAUUACAAGAUGGGUCAAUGGAAAUAGAUGCUGGGAACAACUUGGAGACCUUUAAAAUGGGAAGUGGAGCAGAAGAAGCAAUUGAAGUUAAUGACUUCCAGAAUGGCAUCACAGGAAUCCGUUUUGCUGGAGGAGAGAAAUGCUACAUCAAAGCGCAGGUGAAGGCUCGCAUUGCCGAGGUGGACCCUGUGGCCAAGCAGAGCAUCUCCUCUGAACUGGAAGGCAAGAUCAUGCCAGUUAAAUUUGAAGAAAAUUCUCUCAUCUGGGUGGCAGUGGACCAGCCUGUAAAGGACAACAGUUUCUUGAGCUCUAAAGUCUUAGAGCUCUGUGGAGACCUUCCUAUCUUCUGGCUUAAACCCACAUACCCAAAAGAUAUCCAGAGAGAAAGAAGAGAAGUGAUAAGAAAAAUUGUUCAGACAACUACAAGAAGACCAAGUAAUGGACCUUGGGGUAACUUGGGCCCUGGAAGACCACAUAAUGAGACCAGACCCAAUAUUCAAGAGGACUCAGAACCCUUCAACCCAGACAAUCCUUACCACCAGCAGGAAGGUGAGAGCAUGACAUUUGACCCUCGACUGGACCAUGAAGGUAUCUGCUGUAUCGAAUGCAGGCGGAGCUACACGCACUGCCAGAGGAUCUGUGAGCCCCUGGGGGGCUUUCAGCCAUGGCCGUAUAAUUAUCAGGGCUGCCGCUCAGCCUGCAGAGUUGUCAUGCCGUGCAGCUGGUGGGUGGCCCGCAUCCUGGGCAUGGUGUGA